Molecule: messenger RNA, 1011 nt
Organism: Trichomonas vaginalis G3
Lineage: Eukaryota; Parabasalia; Trichomonadida; Trichomonadidae
Exons: 1
Coding region: 1-1011 (336 amino acids)
Source: RefSeq, a predicted model, not a curated record
AUGGCAAAUGGAAGAGGAAUAAUUUCUGACGUUAGUUCUUUGCAAAGAGCGAAUAAUCCACCACCAAAACCACAACCAAAGAACAAUACAAAGCCAACGGGCAAGAAAGAUUACGUUAGAACUACUGCUGGCCAACUUAAACAGCAAUCUCAAAAUAAUGGUGGACCAAAGUUAACUUUAGAAGACAUGGAACGCGAAAUGGAAGAAGAGACAAGGAGCAAACAAGGAAGGAAAGGCCAAAAGAAGGAUAAUUCUAAACAAAUUAAGGCAACUCCACCUCCACCUCCAAAAAAGGAAGAAAAGAAGCCAAAACAGCCAUCCCCACCUCCACCAAAGAAGGAGGAAGAAAAGCCAAAGCCCAUUCCUCAGCCCCAACUUCAGAUCCAACAAAUAAAUACACUAGAACUUCCUCAACAUGAAGAAGAACAGAAGGAAGUCAAGCCAGAACCAAAGAAAGAAGUUGAAACUCCAUCUACGAAGGAACAAACUCCACCAAAACCAGAAAUUUCAACUCAAAUUCCGGUUCAACCACAAAAUACAGUUCCUUUCAACCCACAACCAUAUCCACAACAGCCUGCGAUAUAUUAUCAACCUUAUCCACAGCAAAAUUCAGAAAAUACAGAAUUAAUUAAAGCAUUGAUCGAACAUACCAAGAAUAUGAUGGAACAAAACAAGGAUGCGAUGGAACGAAACAAGAUUCUGAUCGAGGAUAACAGAAAAUUAACAGAUAUCAUUGUUUCACAAGCAAUGAAUAAUCAGAAGCCUCAGUAUCCUCCAGAAGAAAGAGUUGUAAAGCCAGAAAUUUCGCCAAAAUUCGCUUCUGACUCGGAAGUCAAUGGUCUGAAAUCGAGAGUUGAGAAUUUGGAGAAUAUUUUAAAGCCGAUAAUGAAAAAUGCAAGCGAACCGGAGUAUUCCCAAUGCAAUGUAUGUCAUAAGAACCCUUCUAUUUCUCUUUGCCCUAUUUGUGGAAAGUAUCUUUGCCAGAACUGUCUGAAUCACAAAUGUAAAUAA